This is a messenger RNA of Aspergillus nidulans FGSC A4, 1413 nucleotides long. RefSeq names its product aldehyde dehydrogenase family protein. Gene Ontology annotation, molecular function: oxidoreductase activity, acting on the aldehyde or oxo group of donors, NAD or NADP as acceptor; oxidoreductase activity; aldehyde dehydrogenase (NAD+) activity. The transcript has 4 exons. NCBI's taxonomy places the organism in Eukaryota, Fungi, Ascomycota, Eurotiomycetes, Eurotiales, Aspergillaceae. The coding region runs from base 1 to 1401 and encodes 466 amino acids. The record is from RefSeq and is a predicted model, not a curated record.
AUGUCAAACCAAGUCCGCACUCUCUCGCCUUCCACGGGCAAAGUUCUUUUCGAACACCCCGGCGUCACGGUCGAACAAGUGAGACAGAUCGCCCAAGCCUCCGAAGAUGCCUUCCGCACUUACAGGGAACUGUCCCUCGAUCAGCGCAAAGCUAUCGUCGUUAAGGCGCUGGAAAUCAUCGAUGCCAACAAAGAGACUCUUGCGCAUGAGUUGACUACACAGAUGGGUCGUCCGAUUUCAUAUACCGCCGGUGAGGUAGAUACCAUGCGCAAGCGAGCCAACUACCUUAUCGAUCAGGCGGAGGAUGCCCUCAAAACGAUCCCGGGACAAGAGGAGAACGGUUUCAAGAGGUUCGUCAAGAAGGCGCCAGUUGGUCCUGUUCUUCUUGCAACCGCAUGGAAUUAUCCUUACUUGAUCACCAUCAACGCACUCGUCCCCGCGCUCCUUGCCGGAAACACCGUGAUCCUUCGUCCUUCACCUCAGACUCCUCUUGUUGGCGAUCGGCUCUCUGAAUACUUUGAGAAAGCUGGUCUUCCUAAGAAUGUGCUGCAGGUGGUGCAUCUGGGUUCGUGGGACGUUCUAGAUGAGGUCGUCAAGAUUCCCCAGAUCAAGCUUGUUUCUUUCGUCGGUUCUACUCAGGGUGGUCUCCGUCUCCGCCAGGCGACCGCCGGCCGAAUCUUGCCACUGAACUUGGAGCUUGGAGGCAAUGACCCGGCUUACGUCCGUGCCGAUGCGGAUCUCGCGUACACUGCCGCGCAGGUUGUGGACGGCGCAGUCUUUAACUCUGGCCAGAGCUGCUGCUCAAUCGAGCGGAUUUAUGUGCAUGCAGAUGUGCACGACGCUUUCGUAGCCGAGGUUCGAAAGGAGCUAGCAACAUACAAACUCGGCGACCCUCUCGACAAGGCUACUACCACUGGCCCCGUGAUCUCCCAUCAAGCUGUCAAGAACAUUCAAGCCCACAUUGACGACGCAUUGUCACGCGGUGCUGUGGACUCGACCCCCGAGAACCCUACUUUCGCGAAAAUUCCCAGUGAAGGAAGCUUCAUCGCCCCACGCGUCCUCACUAAUGUAUCGCACGACAUGCGCGUCAUGCGCGAAGAGACUUUUGGCCCUGUUGUUCCUAUUAUGAAGGUGCAGAGCGACGAUGAGGCAGUGGCGCUUAUGAAUGACAGUGACUAUGGUCUGACUGCUAGCGUCUGGACCAAGGAUAUCAAGGCAGGAGAGGACUUGAUUGAGCGUAUCGAGGCGGGAACCGUCUUCAUCAAUCGUUGUGAUUAUCCUUCUCCGGACCUCGCAUGGAUUGGCUGGAAGAGCUCUGGCUUGGGCUGCUCGCUCGGUCCGCAAGCGUUUGACGCAUUCUACAAGCUGAAGAGCUUCCACAUCCGUACAACCCACGGUUAAAUAUAGUUCUGU